GUGCCGGCCGUCUCCCUCUCUCCCUCCGUCUCUGGCGAUUAUGGCGGCUCCGCGGCUCCUGCUCCUGCGGGCCUUGAUGCUGGGCGGGCUGGGGCUGCUGGUCGGCUGGGGCGGCUCCGGAGUGGAAGGGCAGAAGAAAAAAGAGAUGGUGCUUUCCGAAAAAGUAAGCCAGUUGAUUGAAUGGACUAGCAAAAGAUCAGUUAUUCGACUGAAUGGGGACAAAUUUCGACGUCUGGUAAAGGCACCACCAAGGAAUUAUUCUGUGAUAAUAAUGUUCACUGCCCUUCAGCCUCACAGACAAUGCGUUGUGUGCAAACAAGCUGAUGAGGAGUACCAGAUUCUGGCAAACUCCUGGCGAUACUCAAGUGCAUUUACCAACAGGAUCUUUUUUGCCAUGGUGGAUUUCGAUGAAGGUGCUGAUGUAUUUCAGAUGCUCAACAUGAAUUCUGCUCCAACCUUCAUUAAUUUCCCACCAAAAGGGAAGCCCAAAAGAGGAGACACUUAUGAGCUGCAAGUACGAGGUUUUGCUGCUGAACAGCUUGCCCGCUGGGUGGCUGAUCGAACAGAUGUGAACAUCCGAGUGAUAAGACCACCAAACUAUGCCGGACCUUUGAUGUUGGGGCUGCUGCUGGCCGUCAUUGGUGGCCUCGUCUAUUUAAGAAGAAGCAACCUAGAUUUUCUCUAUAACAAGACAGGCUGGGCUUUUGCUGCUUUGUGCUUUGUUCUGGCUAUGACAUCAGGACAGAUGUGGAAUCACAUCAGAGGGCCACCAUACGCUCAUAAGAAUCCUCACACAGGUCAAAUGAACUACAUCCAUGGAAGCAGCCAAGCACAAUUUGUUGCUGAAACGCAUAUCGUUUUACUGUUUAAUGCAGGUGUCACUCUGGGGAUUGUGCUUCUUUAUGAAGCUGCUACGUCUGACUUGGAAGUGGGGAAGAGAAAAAUAAUGUGCAUGGCUGGCAUUGGCCUUGUGGUUGUGUUCUUCAGCUGGCUGCUCUCGGUAUUUAGAUCCAAAUACCAUGGCUAUCCAUACAGCUUUCUGAUGAAUUAAGAAUGUUGCUGUAUUGUGAUUCGCCAAAGUGGAGCACUGGUGUCCAAGAUCCAGAUCGUGCUACCUCUCUUUAAAACGAACGAAAUCCUUGCACACCUAACCAAAGAUCCCUGGUGCCUUGACAAGAUAAACCCUUUGCUCUAAACGUCAGGAUGCAUAUUACAGCACAUUACCCGUUCCCAUUUUCCCAAGGCCAAAGGGCCACUUUCUUGUCUUAAGAACAAGGGAGCCUAAAAAAGGCAAAAAAAGUUCCAAAAGUUUAAACUCGGCGCACCUCUUUAUGCCUUGCAUGUAUACAGGGGUUUUCGGUUCGCAGUUCUGCAUGCUGCAAGAGCUUCAGAAGUGGCUCACCUGGGUUGAUGGGCUUUUUCAGGCAAGGAUGGUCCUUUCAUAGGUAAGCUCCCAUUGUGGCCGUUUUUCUAGCACCUGCAGGGAUUUUAUUUCUCAGCAAGAUUUCUUAGUCUUGCAAGACCUGAGCAUGUUAUCUCUUGAUAUGGGUAGCGAGUCUGAUUUUGGUGUUUUGGUUCUGUGCAAUAGGCGAUUUGCUUUCGCCUAAAGAGUAGAACCAACAGAUAAACAUAUAGGGUGGGAAAUAAUGGUUGAACCUGCUAAGCAUUUAAUGAAGUGGCCUUCUUCGGUCUUUUCUUUGAAGAGAAAUGAAUGCUGUUGCCAUUUGUGAGACCGUUUCCAUUUCCUUGGUCUCCUGCUGCUGAACUGAACCUCCUAGAAUUCUAUGCUGCCCUUCCAUCAAACGUGGACAGUGUUGAGAUCUACACCACCAUGUAGAUUGAGCUCUGCAGUUGAGUUCUAUUAUUGUUGUGCUGAUCUUUACCAAACACAGUCACCUUUUCAGCUUUGGACAUGGACAUUGCCUGUGGUGGGUUGAACUUAAUAUCCAGUCCUCCACUAUGUCCCCAAAAGAGAUCACUGGCAUUCUUCAAAUUAUUUUCACGAUUGAGAAAUUGGGAGGAAGAAACACAAAACCAGAAUCUCCUCUUUAUCUCUUGUGUAGGUGCUAUGUAUAUAAUCCUGGCAUUUGUACCAAAAUCAAAGGAAAAGUAGAUGAUGUGGAAAGAACCCAGUUAAAUUGAAACAUUUCUCAUUCUGAAUCCUGACUAGAUAUUAGACAUGCUAAUCUGUCUAACUAUGGCAACGGAGACAUACUAUUCAAUGGACUUUUGUUUUUAACUUUCAAGACAUUUUGGAGAGGAAAGAACGAAUCCCAAAAUAAGCAGAGACUGUAAUAGCUGGUUUUCUUCAGGUGAGAGUUGGUGCCAUUUGAAUAGUUCUCCCUCUUCUCUCUCCCCUGCUUGGGUUUAGUGCUAAGGCUCAGGUUCUCCACAGGAAGGAGACUCCAUCCUGGGUUUGGUUUGCAUUGGUUUAUUUUGGGCAGGGUGUAAUAAGGGCUGUGGAAGCUCCAUAAAAAGAUAUUUCUUGAAGUAGCUACUACUGUAACUCGGCUGUUCAAUUGUCUCUUACAAAGGUUUCCUGUAUUCAAUGACUUUCCAAGUGCCUUAACACCAUUGUACUAUUUUUCAGUAUUUGAUUCCAACAAUGUUUGAAAAAUACAUUUUUAUAUUAUUGAGAGCAUCCAAGUUGUAGCAUGGAUAUUGAAAUGGCUAUUAUGGAUAUUUGUCAGCUUUCAAUAAACAAUUUCUUAGCCUGAA
This is a messenger RNA of Thamnophis sirtalis, 2718 nucleotides long. It is a transcript of the gene MAGT1, whose product is annotated as magnesium transporter 1. Gene Ontology annotation, cellular component: oligosaccharyltransferase complex. The record is from RefSeq and is a predicted model, not a curated record. Lineage: Eukaryota; Metazoa; Chordata; Lepidosauria; Squamata; Natricidae.